This is a messenger RNA of Neltuma alba, 1608 nucleotides long. Its product is annotated as L-lactate dehydrogenase B-like. The transcript is spliced from 2 exons. Gene Ontology annotation, cellular component: cytoplasm. Gene Ontology annotation, molecular function: L-lactate dehydrogenase (NAD+) activity. Gene Ontology annotation, biological process: lactate metabolic process; pyruvate metabolic process. NCBI's taxonomy places the organism in Eukaryota, Viridiplantae, Streptophyta, Magnoliopsida, Fabales, Fabaceae. The coding region runs from base 168 to 1220 and encodes 350 amino acids. The record is from RefSeq and is a predicted model, not a curated record.
UGAUAUAUUUUUUUGGGGUACAAGUCUUGAUAUUACGCAUAUAUAGGAAUUAAUCUCUCCAUAUAAAAGCCUAAGUUGAGUGCUCCCAAGUGGCACAUAUAAAACCCUGCAACUUUUGCAGUCCGCCUUGUCUGCGAGAAAGAAAAAACCUCCCAGAGGACAGAAAAAUGCACAAGAGUGAGUCAGGAUCAUCGUUGGGUCCGGGAGGCCUGGACCUAACCCAAUCCUUCUUCAAGCCCGUUUUCAACGCAGAAACUCCGUCUCCCACGAAGCGCCACAACAAGGUCUCCGUCAUCGGCACCGGCAACGUCGGCAUGGCCAUCGCCCAAACCAUCCUCACCCAAGACCUUACAGACGAGCUCGUCCUCGUCGACGCCAAACCCGAUAAACUUCGCGGCGAGAUGCUCGACCUCCAGCACGCCGCCGCUUUUCUCCCCCGUACCAAGAUUCACGCCUCCACUGAUUACUCGGUGACCGUUGGAUCUGAUCUCUGCAUCGUCACGGCCGGGGCGAGACAGAUCGUCGGAGAGUCAAGGCUGAACUUGCUACAGAGGAAUGUCAGUCUGUUUCAGACUAUCAUUCCCCCGCUUGUUCGUUAUUCGCCGGACUGUGUUCUCCUUAUAGUUUCGAAUCCGGUGGACGUCUUGACUUACGUGGCCUGGAAACUCUCCGGCUUCCCCUCCAAUCGCGUCAUCGGAUCGGGUACCAACUUGGACUCUUCCAGGUUUCGUUUCCUCAUCGCCGAUCAUCUGGACGUCAACGCUCAGGAUGUUCAGGCGUACAUAGUGGGAGAACACGGUGACAGCUCGGUGGCACUGUGGUCCAGCAUCAGCGUUGGGGGCGUACCGGUGCUAAGCUUUCUGCAGAAUCAACAGAUAACAUACGAGAAAGAAACACUGGAGAACAUACACAAAGAAGUUAUAGAGAGUGCUUAUGAAGUUAUACGUUUGAAAGGCUAUACAUCUUGGGCUAUAGGAUACUCCGUGGCUAGCUUGGUCCGUUCUAUUCUGAGAGACCAAAGAAAGAUCCACCCUGUCUCUGUUCUUGCCAAGGGCUUUUAUGGCAUUGAUGGUGGUGAAGUUUUCUUGAGCUUGCCCGCACAGCUGGGUCGAGGUGGCGUGCUUGGUGUCACUAAUGUUCACUUAACCGACGAGGAAGCACAAAGGCUGAGGGACUCCGCUAAAACCAUCCUCGAAGUGCAGACUCAACUGGGGAUCUGAGUUCACAAGACACUGGCUAGUUUUGUUCUGUUUUCUCUCUGUUUUCUUUCAUUAUAAAUGUCCGUCGUUCCGUAUUUACUGUUUCACGAUUAAAGAGGUACGACUAUAUGGGUGCUUCUCCCACCCCCAAGCCUCAAGCUUUCGGUGAUUGAACGCAUUUCUUCUUAGCAAAAUGGAAGGUUGUUUUAAAUUAUGGGAAAGUUUUUUCUCCCGCACCCGAUAUUGUUUCUCUCCCCCUAUAAUGUCGUUUGCGUUGUGUCUCGUCUCAUAUGGUCUCGUGACGACUUUUUUCCGUUACCUUGUGAUGUAAUGAAGUUGUUUUUAGAGGCCUUGGAACAUAUUGUGUUUCACUCAUCUUAUAAUUCUCUUUAUAUAUUUCUUCUAUUCA